AUGCCUUCCUCUUCUGCAGCCGGCCCCUCGAAGCGCAAGGCAGUCUCGGCUCCAGUAGCCGUCCGUUCAUCCAAGAGGAUCCAACUCUUGAAUGAGCAGAGGGCGAGGGAGAACGAUGCGGAGCUUCCGUACACGGGAAAAGGCAAAGGCAAGGCAAGGCAAGUCAUCAUCGAUGAUGACGAUGAUGAGAGCGAGUACUUUGAUGAAGACUUGGACACUGACAUAGGCGAAUGUGCCGUCGAAGACGAGGCCGAUGAAGACGGCGAUUACGAGAGAGUCAUUCCAGACUCUGAAGAUAACGAUGAUUAUGAUGAUGAUGACGAUGAAGAAGAAAGAGUCAUCCCAGAUACCGAGGAUGAUGACGACGACGACGACGACGAUGAUGAUGAUGAUGACAUCGAAGAAGAAGAGGCGGAAGAAGAAUGUGCCUUCCGCACCGAGCGAGAUUGGGUUAUAGACCCCGACUAUAAUCCAAUUGAAAUCGAAGAGCUCCUCAGUGACGAAGAGAUUGAGGACAUCGGGGAGAUCGAGGAGGAAGAGUUACUCGAUGGCGAGGAGACCGAGGAAAUACCAGCGGUAUCCGGAAAUGGCCCAGGCCAAGGGCGUUUCAUUCCGAAGAAAUACCUCUUCGGCUCGGACAAGAGGUGUGGCGCCCCAAGCCAAUUUUAUUCAGUCACUGCGAGCGACCCGAGACGAUGCGAAUCAUUCGAUGAAAAAACUCGUCUCAUCGUUCCUCGGCUAAAGGCGCUCUCCCUUGAGCAUUCGAUGUUCACUGGCGCGGUAGCUCGAAACAAAGGUUUCGAUACGAUGACGAACGGGUUUGCUCGUUUGCUCCAUGACUCCGAUGAAAAUUACAUGGUCGAAUCGUUUUUGAGUGGGGUGCCAGAGUCAACAAAAAUGAUACUCGGCAAAGACAACUUUGGACUCAUUGAGCUAAAGUCACUUCCGCGCCUUUCGGACUCGGAGUUGAGUGAGCACGGCAUCUAUAUCGACAUUGUCGAAAUUGAUGAUGAAAUCGACUGGGACCUAUAUGUUGGUUCCGGUUCAGGUCAGUUUGGUGUGUUCCAACGCUGGGGACCUUACCUUGAGGGCGUAGCGGACAAGACUUACCACGGCGCAAAAAUCGUCAAGCCUGGGUACAAGAUCAACCUGCGUUGUCUUGCACAUUUUGGUUCUGAGCCAGAGCCCUGGCUGAUAAGCUUUGCCGAGAGCAUGUUCAUGUUGUUUCUCGACUCCAUCUAUGACCCCAGGAUAGGCUGGGGAAAGCCAGAUUAUUCCAGCAUAUUUAUCAACGACGAGAUUUACAACGCGGUCAGUGAACUCCGGAAAGAAUGUGGCCUCGUGAAUCUCGAUAUACGAGGAAUGAACAGGACUUGGUCUCUUAUCCAAGGCUGGCAUGGCGCUGGUAUCAAGGCGGGUGCUAUUUGCCCCGAUUGUAAGCGAGUCGUCCCGAAUUUACAUGACAAGUCGUUCAAGCGCACCGAAUGGAUCUACGUCGAUCCUGCACGUCCAUCGGCAACCAACGUCAUGUGCAAGAACUGUGCAUAUCGUAGGCGCAUCAAGGGGCCGACUCGCACCCCAGCUGAGGAAGCACGGCGAGUCGAACUGGCGUCCAUCAAGAGACGCCCAAAACCUGAAAAUCGCCAAUGCGAGUAUGAGGGCUGCACAUCGAAAGGUAGAUUGAGAUGGGUGAGUUUGGAAGACCACAAGAAAUGGUAUUGCUGCGCACACCGGAAUCGUGCGAAAAAAGGCAGGUCAAUGGAACCUACAGUGGUACGUAGGAAAGCGGAUGGCCCUAGGGCUAGGUAUCCCAACCCAGGACGAUGCGAACAUCCUGGCUGCAAUUCAACAAACUCGGUACAAUUUGUCACGAAGAAAGGACACCAGAAGUAUUACUGUACUGGUCACGCAGCCCGUGCGCGUCAGGGAAAACCACUUGGUGGCUCUUUCACAUCACCGAGUAAGGCUACCUAUGCCAAUCCCGGUCGAUGCGAAUACCCGGGCUGCCAAAACGUCAAAAAGGUCCUUUGGUACGGAAAAGAGGGGCACAACAAGUUUUAUUGCGGUGCACAUCGAUCUCGAGCAGCAAGGAACAAACCGAUGGAUCAACCCGUUAUAGAGCGCAAGAGAAGGGAACCAAAGAAAAAGGCGAAGUCUAAGUCCGCGUGA
Bipolaris maydis ATCC 48331 is the source of this 2169-nucleotide messenger RNA. RefSeq lists its product as uncharacterized. NCBI's taxonomy places the organism in Eukaryota, Fungi, Ascomycota, Dothideomycetes, Pleosporales, Pleosporaceae. The record is from RefSeq and is a predicted model, not a curated record.